UUUUAUACUGAGCAUUGUUCAGUUGGGCGGCCAGGAAACGAACUAUGUGACGUCAACACGCCACUAAAAAGAGGAGCGAGUAUUGACGGGACCCAUGUGGUGGUACACGGUGUGUACAGGGGUAGGGCUAGCUGUGUUUGAAUUGUUCCUUCCUUUUCUCUCCGACUCUAGGCUGGGUGCAACAAACACAGAAAGUCUUGACUUGAAUCGGCUAAUUCGAGGUGCACGAAUAAUUGCGGCCGUUAACCACUCUGCACGGAUGCACAGGCUCCGCCCAAUAGACAAGGAUAAGGACAAGUUUCACAUUUUUUUAGGGAGAUAAAGCAGAUACGCUUCGAUAUACAAUUAUGUUUAUUAC
This is a messenger RNA of Gamsiella multidivaricata, 358 nucleotides long. RefSeq lists its product as uncharacterized. Lineage: Eukaryota; Fungi; Mortierellomycota; Mortierellomycetes; Mortierellales; Mortierellaceae. The record is from RefSeq and is a predicted model, not a curated record. Bases 95 to 322 code for a protein of 75 amino acids. The transcript has 3 exons.